UUUUUCACAUACAUUGUUCUCGUGGUUUACGGAAAAGUAGGCCUAAAAUGUUAUAGUGUCUAAAAACAAUAUUCAGUUAAUGGAAUUACACUUUUUUCCAUUACUGCUUGCUUGAUAUUGCCCUAACAACUUUUUCAUGAAUCAAUUUUGAGCAUUAUGUUUACAACGUAGUUAUUAUAGCACGAAAUAUGAGUCUAAAAUGCCAAAUACUUGCAACUAUUAUGUUAAUCACUGAAAUCUUAGUGUACUAAUUGCUCGCUAUAAGCUAGGUUAUUGCGCCCCUAAACCAACGUACUGACAACGCUACCUCCCCGGAACUCAAACUUUAACGAUGGUGAUUCACCUGUGAUGGCUGCCCCGAUAUUGCUAGGGAAGAGGAAGAAGAAGAAGGCUGGCUGUGCCAAUCCCAUGUUUAUCCAAUGGCUGACUGAAUGGAGAGAUGAAGCCAAUGAGAAAGGAUGGAAGAGUGCCUUUAAUUACAAUAAGGCUAUAAAUUCCUUGAAGAAGUACCCUCUUAUGAUCCCAACAGGAAAGGAAUGUAAAUUUCUGGAGCAUAUUGGUGAUAAAACAUGUGUGAUGUUGGACAAGAAGUUGGCUGAAUAUAAACUGAUGCAUGGAGGACAGCUUCCAGCCCCUGUAAUGGAUGAUGAACCUGAGAUAGUGACUCCAGUAAAACGAAAAAAGACGGCCAAGAAAGCCACAGAGCCAGGUACCAGUGUCAACCCUGCUCUGAUAUUACCCCUACCAGAUCCACAAUUUGCGCACUUGACCAUACCGCCUCCACCAGAUGAUGGGCUGGGUAUGACACCUGGCAGUGUUAGCAAAAAGAAAACGCCAGGAAAAGACAAAGAGUACAUUCCCGCCUACAAAUCUGGACCAUAUGCCCUUCUGAUUACCCUUUACAAGAAUCAACAGUUGGCGCACAGUAGAGGUUACAUGUUGAAGCAGGAGCUGAUAGAGGAUGCACAGCCGCUCUCAGAGAAAUCACUAACCGUACCUGAUCCUGGCUGCCGCUACACUGCCUGGUCAUCUAUGGGGAUGCUGGUCAAGAAAGGUUUCAUCAUGAAGGAAAGCAGCCCUGCUAAAUAUACCAUUACCGAUGCUGGAUGCGAACUUGCUCAUAAAAUCCUUGCAGCUGAGCAGCUUCAAGGAGGUGUGACCAAUCGUGUUGAGAAUGUGCCACAGUUUACCCUUCGGGCAGCCUCACCAGUCAAGAAAAGAACACCUGCGGCAGCUGCUGCUGGUGCUGCUCUAAAGAGGAAUCCGGCAACCCCCACUGGUGCUGCUGCACUAAAGAAGAAUCCAAAGAAAAAACCUCCUCCAGCUAUGGACAUUGGAUACUUGUCACCUGAUGAAGGCGCUGGGUUUGGAGGGUAUGGUGCUCACAGCCUCAGUGAUAACGGUGAUGAUAUUCCACUACAUCUAGACUCACCAGACGGUUUACCAAAUGUUGAAAACCCAGACAUGAGUCUGUGCGCUGUGUCAGGUCUUCAGUUCACCUAUAUUGACGAUGCUGGCAGGGAAGUUCAGCGGAAGGACCAGGCUUGUGUUCUCGUGGAUGAGGAGAUUUCCAUCGGGUUGCUGAUUCGAUGUAGCUACUAUGAUUUAUUGGUCUCCCCGUUGAGAUACAAACUGGACAAUGCAAGGAGCCGAGAAGGGUCGAAUGUCUACGCCUAUCUCCACCAUGAGGAUGCUGCUGACUGUUCAACAAUCAAGAAAGCCUUGCCAAAACCAAGUGCCAUGACUGCUGAUAAAUCAAAACAAGACAUUGCGUCCAUGGCGUCUGCCAGUUUUACAAAGGCAGAUGUUCUUCCUCCUGCAAAGAAACCUGCCAAGAAAAAGAAUGUGCCAUCAGCCACGAUCACAACAGCUGCCCAGAAUGACAUCAAAGAAAUCAUCAACCCUCCUGCACCAAAGUCACAAUUUCUGCCAGCAUUUCCCAAAAAGCCUGCUCUUGCAGUAUCUGCGGCUGGUUCUAGUCAAAGAUCUACCGGUCAGGAUUCUCAAUCAAGUGUCAAUUCAGUCGACUCGAUAGCCAGUUCUGUUGUGCCAAAGUUUACGCUUCAUCCUGGAGAGUUUGAGGUCGUCUUAUGUGUGGAUAAUAGAGAACAUUUUGGAGCUGGCUGUAGUAAGAAGAACCUCCUCCCUGAGUUGAUGAAGAACGGUGUCAGCUGUGAUGUCAGGAACCUCACAGUGGGCGACUUUGCCUGGAUUGCACGAGAGAAGUUGGAAAUUGACCCAAACCAGCUGCGGGCUCCACAGUGCAAAGAACUCAUUCUAGACUUCGUUGUCGAGAGGAAACGUAUGGAUGAUUUGUCUGGAAGUAUUAAAGAUGGCCGCUUCAAGGAGCAGAAGUUCCGCCUGAGGCAAUGUGGACUGAAAAAGCCUAUCUACUUAGUGGAAAAAUAUGGUUCAGGACAGAAUUUUGGUCUACCGCAAGACACACUAGACCAAGCUAUCGCUAAUACACAGAUUAUCGAUGGUUUCUUUGUAAAGUACACAAACAACCAGAAAGAAUCUGUCGCCUAUCUGACCAUCAUGACCAGGUUUCUACAGAAAUGCAUUACACGGAAGACACUGGUGGCCUGCUCCAAAGACGAAUUGGAUGACAGUGACUUAGAUAUCACAGCUCCACAGCUUCAACUCAUGACCUUUGACGAAUUCAAUAAGUCGAGCGUCAAGACGCGCGCAUUGACGGUGAAGGAACACUUUGGAAAACACCUGAUGAGGAUCAACAAGAUGUCUCAAGACAAAGCCCUUGCUGUGCUUGCCAAGUACAACACUCCACAAAGCUUGUUUGCUGCUUACGACCAGUGCCUCAGUAACCAAGAGAGAGACAAUCUCUUGGCAAAUCUGAAGUUUGGAGCAGGAAGCAGGAGUUUUGGCCCCGCUUUGAGUAAAGUUGUGGCACAGCUGUACACUACCAACGGACCACUUCCAUCAUGAGUGUCUCAGUGAUGUAAGCGGAUAAACCUAAGUGACAUAACUGUGCUGCCAGUCUGGGAGUGUUGGACUGUUAUCAGUUAGGAAUAAUGAAUGCUCUGGCUUCAUGACAUAGACUUGGCAAUUUUAUACUUCCACGAUGCAAUAAAAAAUGGACUGAUAUGGAAUUGCUUGAUCUGCUCAGGAUACAUUUCAGAGUACUGUUUGGAAAAGCUACUCAGAUCAUAUCUAGUCCAUGUUAUUGAAUGGCAUGUUGUACAUAGUUGUAUGUAGAAAACAAAUCAA
This is a messenger RNA of Lineus longissimus, 3228 nucleotides long. RefSeq names its product crossover junction endonuclease MUS81-like. Bases 349 to 2946 code for a protein of 865 amino acids. The transcript is spliced from 19 exons. Gene Ontology annotation, biological process: mitotic intra-S DNA damage checkpoint signaling; double-strand break repair via break-induced replication; DNA catabolic process. Gene Ontology annotation, cellular component: nucleus; Holliday junction resolvase complex. The record is from RefSeq and is a predicted model, not a curated record. Lineage: Eukaryota; Metazoa; Nemertea; Pilidiophora; Heteronemertea; Lineidae. Gene Ontology annotation, molecular function: 3'-flap endonuclease activity; DNA binding; crossover junction DNA endonuclease activity.